AUGGAGGUUGUCAGGAAUUUUGCCUUGCGCAUCCGGGAGGACGAACGUGCGCCUGUCGGGAUUUUUGGGAACUGCAAGCAGAUGGGGUGUCCUGUGAGUAGCGGUAUUAGCUGUUCUCAUGGAGAAGUCAGUUGUGAACACGGACUUGCCUGUAUCCUGUCAUGGAAACGUUGUGACAGGAUCUCAGACUGCACGGACGGGAGUGAUGAGGAGGGCUGUGUGUGCCUACCAAUACCCCGGAAUUCUUACCCCGACCGGAAUUUGGAACUCCGCAGUAGACUUGCAAUGCUACCGAACCACCUAGGUCAGACGACGUUUGAGGAGAUACGGAAUUCCUCUGACGUCACGCGGCUCUACAGUUUGACCAGCAUCCCAGGGAAGAACUACCACCCUGAGUUAGAAGAAUUCCUAUUGACGAUCAUUUUCCCACCAUGCAACGUCACCGACGGGAACGAGACUGAGUGCUUAAAAAAAGCCAACACGACUGCUUGCAAUGGAACACAACUGGUACCAUGCCGCUCGUGGUGUGAGGAAGUGCUCAACAUGGCUGAUGACUGGAUAAAGGACCUGCUGCCGCGAUGUGAAUUCCUUCCAUCAUCUGAUCACGAUUGCUGGAAUCCCGAUUCAGAAACAAAGUUAGACGAAGUUUGCUACCAUGGCAUUGGCAUAAACUACCGCGGUACAUGGAGUACAACUACAUCCGGGACAGAGUGUGUUGCAUGGUCAGCUGCACAAGCUGGCUACUACAAGACAGAGUUCCCCUGGGCAAACCUGGAUAACAACUACUGCCGCAACCCUACCGGUCUGGAUCGGCCAUUUUGUGUAAUUGAAGACGGUAGCCAGGAGGAGUGUAAUGUCAUUCCCUGUGAUGCUGACGUCUGCUUGGACAGAGGCCCGCCAAACUACGGCAAGAGAAGUCCCAGCAAGAGGUUUUACUACGUAGGAGAAAGAGUCAGGUACACGUGCAACGAAGGCUACAAACUUUCGACCAAUGAUACCAGCGAAGCAAGGUGCAACAGAGGAGGCAUUUGGGAAACAGACAAACCCAAUUGUUUAGUUAACUAUAGGCGGAGGCUACAACAGGAGCUAUUAGGGGCUUACACUAAAAGUCUGUCACCUGAGAACGUCAUUAUCACCUUCAGCGGAUCUGUGGAACUGAUAGUCGAUUUGGAUGAAAAGAAGGAGCAGCUUGUUGCAUCUGUCAUCAUCGAUUUCGCAUGGAAAGACAGCCGACUGAGAUGGGAUCUCGGAGAAUAUGAUAACGUUCUGACACUCAGCGUUCCGGGGGACCUGAUUUGGACUCCGUCAUUUAUUCUAAAGAGAAAUGCGGAUCCUAUCCACAAAGGUCUCCAAAACGAGGUACCGGUCCGAGUGAGCAGCAGUGGCCUGGUAGAAUGGACUGUACAAACCCUGACCACCACCGUGUGUGAUGCUGACCCCUUCUUCUUUCCUGCAGACACCAUGGAAUGCCAUGUGUGUUUUUCUGCAACCACGGCGAUAGAGCAAAGCAUAGAAUGCCAAGGAGGAAGGUCUGCAUCAGACAAAGGGGGCAUCCCGUGCAACUCUUACUCUACUGCAACAAUGGAGGGCGAAUGGUACCGAAAGGAUAAGAUCUUUGCAAAAGACAACAGGGAAGCGUGCCUUACUAUUCAUCUGUCGAGGAUCCCGCUGUUCCACAUCGCCACUACUGUUGGACCCUGCAUCAUCCUGGUGGCACUGAUGGUCAUCACAUUCAUCAUGCCUUUGGACAGGGGCGACCGGAUCUCGUAUGGAGUGACCAUUCUACUCUCCAUGGUCGUGUCCCUCGUAUUUGUGACAGACGUACUUCCUGUCAAGGGGGCAUUGCCCUUUUUCGCUACGCUGAUCAUCAUCUGCAUGGGCCUGAUGGGAUUGUUCCUGUUCUUUACCCUGGUCAUCAUCGUCAUCCAUGACCGGGAGGGGAGCCUGUCUCCGGCGGCGAAGAUUAUUUUUCUUCGCUACAUUUCAAAGAUGCUGCUGUUGGGUGAUCUGACAGCAAAAAGCCAAGCGAACGAUGAAGAGCCUGGCGUUACCCACCAUGCCACCAUAGAGGUGACCAACUGCGCCUAUGAAGCCGAUAACGUGUCUGUGGCUGACGAAGAUGUCACAUAUUUCGGUGAUGGCAACGGGAGGAACGAGCAGCCAUCAUCGCCUCCAGGGGACGCUACCGGCCGCGGAUCAGCUGGCAUUGCCGAGCUAAACGUCAGCGUUCAAGAGUUGACAAGGGUGCUUGACAGCAGGAUUGGAGAGCUGACAAGGGAGGUAAAGACAGAGGUUGGAGAGCUUACCAAGGCCGUAAAGAACGAAGAGGAAGUGUCUGACUACACGCUGCUGGCUAAGGUCCUGGACAGGCUGUGUCUUGUCAUGUACAUCAUCAGCAUCGCGGCAGCCGUCCCUAUGACCAUGUACUUGGGCAGGUAA
Molecule: messenger RNA, 2439 nt
Organism: Branchiostoma belcheri (Belcher's lancelet)
Lineage: Eukaryota; Metazoa; Chordata; Leptocardii; Amphioxiformes; Branchiostomatidae
Product: neuronal acetylcholine receptor subunit alpha-9-like
Exons: 13
Coding region: 1-2439 (812 amino acids)
Biological process (GO): monoatomic ion transport
Cellular component (GO): membrane
Molecular function (GO): protein binding; extracellular ligand-gated monoatomic ion channel activity
Source: RefSeq, a predicted model, not a curated record